GUUUUUCCUCAAGUUCUUCCUGAAAUGCAACCAGAACUGUCUGAAGAACGCAGGGAACCCACGAGACAUGAGACGCUUUCAGGUGGGAGAGAGAGAACCGUAAAACCACAUUUGACAUAAUUUCAUUAGACACAACAGUAAUGCUGUUUGAUGGAAGCUUUCAGGUCCUGUCUCACAUGUCCUUGUCUGUCCCCCUGCCCCCUUUUCCUCUGUCUUCUGUGUCUCUUGUCCCUGUCUGUCCCAGGUGGUGGUGUCUACCACGGUGAGUGUGGACGGUCAUGUCCUCACUGUCUCUGACAACAUAUUUGUCCACAACAACUCUAAACACGGUCGCCGGGCCAGGAGACUAGACCCCUCAGAAGGAACACCCUCGUACCUGGAGCAUGGUAAACACACACACUUUCUUUCUCAUCUCUGGUACAGUUUAUUAACCGCUAAGGAUGAUGACUGCAUUACUGUAACGAAUUACUCUCUCUCUUUUCUCUCUCUCUUUUCUCUCUCUCUCUCUCUCUCUCUCUCUCUCUCUCUCUCUCUCUGUCUCUGUCUCUCUCUCUCUCUCUCUCACUCACUCACUCACACUCUCUCUCUCUCUCUCUCUCUCUCUCUCUCUCUCUCUCUCUCUCUCUCGUCAUUAACAGUCUCUCUUUCUUUAAUUAGAACAGCUUCUCUCUCUCUCUCUCUCUCUCUCUCUCUCUCUCUCUCUCUCUCUCUCUCUCUCUCUCUCUCUCCCUCUCUCUCACCCCCUCUCCUCUCCCUCCUUUUUCCCUCUGAGAUUCUUAACUCUCAGUGAGAGAACAGAGAGAGGAGGAGAGGAUGAGAGCAGCAGUGAAUCCUGUAUUCCCCCAGUGGCCGGCUCUUGUUAGAACUGCCAUAGUGUUUUAUGAGGACCAUGUGUCGUAGCAGGACUAUGGUGCUUAUGAGGCCCCAGGAAGCUUAAAGACAACGCUGAGCUUAUUUCCUAUGAGACCUGGCUGGGUUUAUCCUCCAGCCUCUAUCGCUCUCUCUCUCUGCCUCUCUCCCUCUCUCUCCCCCCAAAGCUUUUCCCAGGUUAACACACACAAGCACACUCGCUCGCACACACAGACACACACACACACAGACCCAGACCCCUAAUACUUUGUAAUGAUUUAGAGCCUGCUCAGAUUCCUCCAACUCAAAGUAAUCCAGUUAGAUUCUCAUUAACUUUUCCCUGACGGUAAAUAACAGGAACAUAUUUUUCCUGUGUGGAACGGCCUCAACCCCAGGGACCAUCAUGAUCAAACUACGAGUGGAUUUGGGUGAUAGCGCACACUAGAUUACAUUAAGAUUCAGCGUUAAGGUUUAAGUCGCUGUGAUGACUAUUUUGUGUCCCAAAUGUCCCAAAUGGCAUCCUGUUCCCUAUAUAGUGUAGUAUUUUUGACCAGGGCCCAUAUGGAGAAGGAGGGAGGAGGAAAGAAGGAAUAGAGCAGGGGGAGAACAGAAAAUUACAGGGAAGAGAGUGGGGAGCGUGGGGGAGGAUAGGUGUGAGAGUAGAGAUGGAGGAUAGAAGGGGGACAGAGAGAAGAAAGAUGCAUGGAGGGGAGAGGAGAGGAGAGGAGAGGAGAGGAGAGGAGAGGAGAGGAGAGGAGAGGAGAGGAGAGGAGAGGAGAGGAGAGGAGAGGAGAGGAGAGGAGAGGAGAGGAGAGGAGAGGAGGACCUCUAAGGGUUUUGUGAAGUAUCAGGGUCUGUUUGAGGCAGUACUAGGAAAUCAGCGCACAAUGAUAUGUAUUGAGGUAUCAGGGCUUGUGACAGGCAGUACUAGAUGAGCAAUGAGCAACGAACACAACAGAUGGCAGAGAGGAAGACCCCAAAUGUGAAUCAUGGAUUCAUGUUUCACCAUCUGGUUGACACACACACCAUCAGUGUCUAUGAAAAGACUUGCAGGAUGAAGAGGAGGUGAGAUGAAGAGGGAGAGAGUUAGAGGAGGGAGGGGAGAGAGAGGAGGGAGGGGAGAGAGAAGAGGGAGGGGAGAGAGAGGAGGGUGAAGAGAGAGAGGAGAGGGAAGGAUGAGGGAGAGAGAGGAGGGUGAAGAAAGAGAGGAGAGAGAGGCAGGAGAGAGACGGGGAAAGAGCAGAAGUCAUUUUGUAGUAAAGUGGAUUACCCUGCUUUGGAGAAUGACAUCAUGUCUGACAAGCUGAGGAUCUGUAAAGUAGAGGAGAUUAAGCCUUUAUUUAUUAUUUAUUUGUAAUUCCACUGCUGUUCUUUUCUCCAAUCUGAUCCAGUAAUCUAAAGCCUGUAAGGUCCAGGGGCCAGUAUUACGCCUCACAGCAGGCCUAGUUAUGAAUUGGAGAAUUUAGUUUUUCUCUUCAUAGAAUCAAUCAGAAUGGAGAAAUUGUAGUGUAGGAGUUAAAGCUACAUUUCUGAUGUCUCUCUCUCUCCCCUCCCCCCAUCCCCCCUCCCUCCACAGCCACCCCCUGUAUUAAGGCGAUCAGCCCCAGUGAGGGCUGGACUACAGGUGGGGCCACAGUCAUUAUCAUAGGAGAAAACUUAUUUGAUGGACUCCAGGUCAUAUUUGGUACCAUGCUGGUCUGGAGCGAGGUCAGUAACACAUUAAUCAGUGUGUAUCUGUGUGUGUGUGUUUGUGUGUGUGUGUCUGUGUGUGUGUGACUGUGUGUGUGUGUGUGUGUGUGUGUGUGUGUGUGUGUGUGUGUGUGUGUGUGUGUGUGUGUGUGUGUGUGUGUGUGUGUGUGUGUGUGUGUGUGUGUGUCUGUGUCUGUGUGUAACCAACAGAUAUAUAUUUUUGAAAUCAGUGAGUCCAUGGGGCUCAAGACUGUGUUAGCCCUCUGAGCUAAAAAAAAUGGUUCAUUUACAAACCACAUACUGCCUUCCAUGUCAACUGAACAUUUUAUAUGGCUCUUAAUAAGUCUAUGUCUUUCACUUUGAUACAGUGAAUUUGGAAAGUAUUCAGACACCUUCCCUUUUUCCACAUUUUGUUACGUUACAGCGUUAUUCUAAAAUGGAUUAAAUAAUGAAUUUUCCUCAUCAAUCUACACACAAUACCCCAUAAUAAAACAUGUUUUUCAUAAUUUGUGAAAAUUUAUAAAAAAUGUAAAACAGAAAUACCUUAUUUACAUAAGUAUUCAGACCCUUUGCUAUGAGACUCGAAAUUGAGCUCAGGUGCAUCCUGUUUCCAUGUAUCAUCCUUGAGAUGUUUCUACAACUUGAUUGGAGUCCACCUGUGGUAAAUUAAAUUGAUUGGACAUGAUUUAGAAAGGCACACACCUGUCUAUAUAAGGUCCCACAGUUGACAGUGCAUGUUAGAGCAAAAACCAAGCCAUGAGUUCGAAGGAACUGUCUUUAGAGCUCCGAGACAGGAUUGUGUCGAGGCACAGAUCUGUGGAAGUGUACCAAAAAAUAUCUGUAGCAUUGAAGAUCCCCAAGAACACAGUGGCCUCCAUUAUUCUUAAAUGGAAGAAGUUUGGAAACACCAAGACUCUUCCUAGAGCUGGCCGCCCGGCCAAACUGAGCAAUCAGGGGAGAAGGGCCUUGGUCAGGGAGGUGAACAAGAACCCGAUGGUCACUCUGACAGAGCUCCAGAGUUCCUCUGUGGAGAUAGGAGAACCUUCCAGAAGGACAACCAUUGUUGUAGAAAAUUGUCGUUGUCCUCAGUCAAACACAAAGUAUUUUCAGAGUUUUUGUAGAAUUAAGAUAGACUUUAUUACAAUCAAUAUAGCCGAGGGGGUCUGCAGAGCAUCUCGGCUAUAUUGAUUGUAAUAAAGUCCAUCUUAAUUCUACAAAAACUCUGAAAGUACUUUGUUUGUUUGAUAAUUCUCUACAACACAAUCUCUGCAGCACUCCACCAAUCAGGCCUUUAUGGUAGAGUGGCCAGAUGGAAGCCACUCCUCAGUAAAAGGUACAUGACAGCCUGCUUGGAGUUUGCCAAAAGGCACCUAAAGGACUCUCAGACCAUGAGAAACAGGAUUCUCUGGUCUGAUGAAACCAAGAUUGAACUCUUAGGCCUGAAUGUUUUUUUGUUUUGUUUUUCUAACCUUUAUUUAAUUAAGUAAAUCAGUUAAGAACAAAUUCUUAUUUACAAUGACGGCCUACGCCGGCCAAACCCGGACGACGCUGGGCCAAUUGUGCACCGCCCUAUGGGACUCCCAAUCACAUCCGGUUGUGAUACAGCCUGGAAUUGAACCAGGGGGUCUGUAGUGACGAUUUAAGCACUGAGAUGCAGUGCCUUAGACCACUGCGCCACUCGGGAGCCAGACCAGCAUUGAAUGCCAAUCGUCAUGUCUGUAGGAAACCUGGCACCAUCCCUACAGUGAAGCAUGGUGGUGGCAGCACCAUGCUGUGGGGAUGUUUUUCAGCGGCAGGGACUGGGAGACUAGACAGGGUUGAGGGAAAGAUGAACGGAGUAAAGUACAGAGAGAUCCUUGAUGAAAACCUGCUCCAGAGUGCUCAGGACCUCAGACUGGGGCGAAGGUUCACCUUCCAACAGGACAAUGACCCUAAGCACACAGCCAAGACAAGGCAGGAGUGGCUUCGGGACAAGUCUCUGAAUGUCUUUGAGUGGCCCAGCCAGAGCCCGGACUUGAACCCGUUCUAACAUCUCUGGAGAGACCUGAAAAUAGCUGUGCAGCGACGCUCCCCAUCCAACCUGACAGAACUUGAGAGGAUCUGCAGAGAAGAAUGGGAGAAACUCCCCAAAUACAGCUGUGCCAAGCUUGUAGUGUCAUACCCAAGAAGACUAGGCUGAAAUCGCUGCCAAAGGUGCUUCAACAAUGUACUGAGUAAAGGGUCUAAAUACUUAUGUAAAUGUGUUAUAUCAGUAUUUAUUUUAUUAUUUUUAGCAAAAAUGUCUGAAAACCUGUUUUUGCUUUGUCAUUAUGGGGUAUUGUGUGUAGAUUGAUGAGGGGGAAAAAACUAUUUAAUACAUUUUAGAAUAAGGCUGUAACGUAACAAAAUGUGGAAAAAGUAAAGGGGUCUGAAUCCUUUCCGAGUGCACUGUAUAGAGGGGUCUGUAAUGACAAGUGAAGUAGAUAUGUAAUAAUAUAACCUUUUUUGUCCCCUGUCCCCCUCCAUAGCUGAUCACAGCCCACGCCAUCCGGGUGCAGACUCCCCCCAGACACAUCCCCGGGGUCGUAGAGGUCACGCUGUCAUACAAGUCUAAACAGUUCUGCAAGGGCACACCUGGACGCUUCAUAUACACAGGUAAAUACACCUUCAUU
Messenger RNA from Coregonus sp. 'balchen', 5189 nucleotides. NCBI's taxonomy places the organism in Eukaryota, Metazoa, Chordata, Actinopteri, Salmoniformes, Salmonidae. The record is from the annotation of a GenBank genome assembly.